AAGGGGGCGAUGGAAUAUACUAUUGUGGUAGCCGAAACGGCGGAUUCACCUGCUACAUUACAAUACCUCGCUCCUUAUACGGGAGCGGCUCUGGCUGAGUUUUUUAUGUAUCGUGGACAACAUACUUUAAUAAUUUAUGAUGAUCUCUCCAAACAGGCACAAGCUUAUCGCCAAAUGUCUCUUCUAUUAAGAAGACCUCCCGGUCGUGAAGCUUAUCCAGGAGAUGUUUUUUAUUUGCAUUCACGACUUUUGGAAAGAGCCGCUAAAUCAAAUUCUAGUUUAGGUGAAGGAAGUAUGACCGCUUUACCGAUAGUUGAGACUCAAUCUGGAGACGUUUCAGCUUAUAUUCCUACUAAUGUAAUUUCCAUUACAGAUGGACAAAUAUUCUUAUCUGCCGAUCUAUUCAAUGCUGGAAUCCGACCUGCUAUUAAUGUGGGUAUUUCCGUUUCCAGAGUAGGAUCCGCAGCUCAAAUUAAAGCCAUGAAACAAGUAGCCGGCAAAUCAAAAUUGGAACUAGCGCAAUUCACAGAGUUAGAAGCCUUUGCACAAUUCGCUUCUGAUCUCGAUAAAGCUACUCAGAAUCAAUUGGCAAGAGGUCAACGAUUACGCGAGUUGCUUAAACAAUCCCAAUCAGACCCUCUCGCAGUGGAAGAACAGAUAGCUACUAUUUAUACCGGAGCGAAUGGAUAUCUUGAUCCGCUAGAAAUUGGACAGGUAAAGAAAUUUCUCAGUCAGUUACGUAGCUACUUAAAAAACAAUAAACCUAAAUUUCAAGAAAUUAUAUCUUCUACCAAGACAUUCACCGAGGAAGUAGAAUUUCUUUUGAAGGAAGCUAUUCAAGAACAGAUCGAACUGUUUUUACUUCAGGAACAAACAUAAAUUUCUUACUUUUAUUCUAUUCUUGGUAUAUUCUAUUCUUAGUACAAGAGUAAUCAUUGAGAAAUAGUUCUGAUUCGAAUGAUUCAAAAAGGGUUUCUUAGUAUAGCCAUUUUUAAAAAGUAUAGCCAUUUUAAAAAUAGAUGGAAAUAAAUUGCGUCCAAUAGGAUUUGAACCUAUACCAAAGGUUUAGAAGACCUCUGUCCUAUCCAUUAGACAAUGGACGCUUUUCAUUCCUAUUUUAUUUUUUUGUAUUCUUACUUUCUUUUGUUCGGAUAAAAAAUCAAAUUACACGGAAAAUAUUUUAGGGAAUAAAAAAGAAUGCAUAUCUAAAUUGAUGGUGCAUGUAUGUAUAAUACAUAAUAAGAUGUAUAAUACAUAACAUAAUAAGAUGUAUAAUACAUAAUAAGAAAUAUGGAGCGGGUAGCGGGAAUCGAACCCGCAUCGUUAGCUUGGAAGGCUAGGGGUUAUAGUCGACGUUGCUUGAUCACUUUUAACGUCUCUAAUUCAAAACCGAACGUGAAAUUUUGAUUUCAUUCGGCUCCUUUAUGGAAGAUUGAUGUAUUCCUAGAGAAAAUUAGAUCCAUAACAUCUAUGUCAGCCUUUCUGUCUGAAUGUAUCCCAAACUACUCGCUUACUAGAUGAUCCCUCUAGAGGAGAGGGAUUAUACCAAAUCCGUCUAGUCUAGUUACUUCGUUCCCUAUUUCCACUCGCAGGAUCCCGAGGAAAAGAAUUUGGUUUCCACCGAGCUGAAACAAUAUGCUGAUGGUUCUAGUAAACCAAAACCACCCUUUUCUAGCUUGUUUGGCUUCAAUUUCCCUUUUACAACACCAAAAUUUAAGAUCUAGUUACGAUUGGAAAUAAACUUUUGUAUCUUCAUCCAUAGAUCCUUUAUUCAUACUCAUUCGAUUGGAAGAAUUGAUCCAAUUCAAAAAAAAUUAUGUUUCACGACUCCAUAUACAUAAUCCAAUUUUCUUAUUCAAUUUCGAAAAUAGAAUUUCUAAUUGGACUUUGGAUACAAAUCGUGAGAAUGUAUGUUCUUCCUCAAAUAUGCUAUUGAGAGGUAAAGGAUUAAACCCUUUUAAGAAAUAAAGUUUUUGAUCGGAGUAUGCAAAAAACCGAGAGACCCCUUAACUUUUUAAGUUGUUAAUAGAACGAAUCACACUUUUACCACUAAACUAUACCCGCUACAUAUA
Molecule: messenger RNA, 2072 nt
Organism: Musa acuminata AAA Group (dessert banana)
Lineage: Eukaryota; Viridiplantae; Streptophyta; Magnoliopsida; Zingiberales; Musaceae
Product: ATP synthase subunit alpha, chloroplastic-like
Exons: 1
Biological process (GO): proton motive force-driven ATP synthesis
Molecular function (GO): ATP binding; ADP binding; proton-transporting ATP synthase activity, rotational mechanism
Source: RefSeq, a predicted model, not a curated record